AUGCCUAAGCGAGCCAAGGGUAUGAGUCUGGACGAGAAGAAGGCGAAGCUUCACGAGGCUCUGAUGUCCGACCAGAGUUUCUACAACUUCAAGGAGAUUGAAAAGAUAGCCAAAAAAUGCGGUAUUGUACCGCAAUCAGUGAAGGAAGUCGUCCAGCAUUUGGUCGAUGGAGACCGUUUGGUGAACAUGGAAAAGGUGGGCUCACAGAACAUUUACUGGGCUCUGCCGUCGAGUCAGAAGGCGGGGCUCCUCACCAAACUGGAGAAGGGUCGAGCAUCUCUACAGGCAUCGGAGGAGGCUCUGGCAGAGGCGGAAAGCCGCAAAGAGGAUAUCGUUGCGGCACUUGAGGCCAGCGGUGUUACGCAGGAGAAGUCCUUGGCAAUGCGAGCGGAAUUCGAAGAGCUCGAGGGGAAGCGACGCAAACUGGCCGCGAAUUUGGAAGAGCUCGAGGCGGCCGACCCGAACAAGAUCAAGCAGCAGAUUGAGGAGAUGCGGCGAUCCCGGGAUCUCGUAGAUAUAUGGACUGACAAUAUCAGUACUGUGAGGCAGUUCAUCGCGUCGCGGGGGAAUAUGAGUGAAGAAGAAGUUGACAAGGAAUUCGGGAUUGACCCUAGUAUAUUCGAUUGA
This is a messenger RNA of Perkinsus marinus ATCC 50983, 627 nucleotides long. RefSeq names its product Meiotic nuclear division protein, putative. The record is from RefSeq and is a predicted model, not a curated record. The transcript has 6 exons. The coding region runs from base 1 to 627 and encodes 208 amino acids. Gene Ontology annotation, biological process: reciprocal meiotic recombination. NCBI's taxonomy places the organism in Eukaryota, Perkinsozoa, Perkinsida, Perkinsidae. Gene Ontology annotation, molecular function: double-stranded DNA binding.